This is a messenger RNA of Zootoca vivipara (common lizard), 8319 nucleotides long. The record is from RefSeq and is a predicted model, not a curated record. NCBI's taxonomy places the organism in Eukaryota, Metazoa, Chordata, Lepidosauria, Squamata, Lacertidae.
GGCGGCGGGCUUGGCGGAUGCUGGCGGCAGCCGUGGGAGGGGACGGCUCCGGGAGUGGUGGCGGCGGCGCCGCGGCCGGGCGCUCGUUGAGCGGCGCGGCGCGGUCGGGUCCUCCCUGCUUGUGAUGGGCGGAUGGAGUCGCGCUGAUUAUCCCGGAAGCCAUUGCAGGGGGAGGAGGAGGAGGUGGUGCUGGUGUGGAGAGCCCGGGCCUGCUGCUGCUGCUGCUGCCAGCGGUGGCCGCCGUCCCCAGACCGGAGGAGUUUCCUGCUGCCUCCGCUCAGGUACCUGUGCCUGUGUGGGGAGAGCGAGAAAUCUGGGAUCGGUUUAUCUCUCUCCCCUCCCGCUCCCAGUUCGGCUCCAUUCCAUCAGGCUCUGCCAUUCCUGGCUUACAGAUAACGGGUUUUCUCUCAAAAAACCCGGGGAGGGAUGAUACACUCUUUUCGGAAACCAACCCGGCCGGGGGGAGCUGUCUGCAAGACGCUGCUAACCUCUGAGGGGUUUUCCCGCCCCAUGGACGGAUGGGCGGUUGACACGUCUCCAGUUUGUCCCGAUAGGUAAAUUAGCAAAAGGAAGGAACAGCAAAAAAACAAAAAAAAACUAUGAAUAAAGGGCAGCAGGACCCACUGAAAGCAGUGGCCCCAAAUGGCUGUCGGGAGGGGUGUGUGCUUGCUUUGAUUCCCCACCAACACUUUCCCGAGUGGAAAACGAGUCUUGUCCCUUGUGUCUCCUACCCAACUAUAAACAACCCUCUAUUGUGCAUUGUUAUGUGUUUGCAGAGGGCAUGUUGAUUUUUUAAUGAAAAACCCUAUUUGCCUUUAUUUUAAUUUAUAUAUUAUUUAAAAUGCAAAUGAGCACAGUGUUUUAUAGGGUAAUUUAAUCAGCACACCUCCUUCCUUGCCCUAUGGAGCAGGGGAGGAGGAGACAAGGAAAACUGCACAGUUGUGCUCACCUUUUUAGUUGUAGGUGACUUCUGAGGGAGAAGUGAAUGGGUUCUAAGUGCUUAGAAGUUAACCCAGCCAUCUUUCUUUUUUUGGAACAGAUUUCCUAUAAAUUGACCAAAUACAGAUAAUCGUCUUACUAAAAGUGUUUGUACAAAGGAGCAUGGCAAACUAAGCCACAGUGGCCACAUAUGGGGUAGUGUAGUAAAUCAUUAGAAUCAGUUACAUGUGUGUUACAGCUGUGUUGGCCUGGUGUAGUCGAAACAAAAUUUUAAAAAAUCCUUCCAGUAGCACCUUAAAGACCAACUAAAUUUGUCAUUGGUAUGAGCUUUCGUGUGCAUGCACGCUUCUUCACACGAAAGCUCAUACCAAUGACAAACUUACCGUAGUUGGUCUCUAAGGUGCUACUGCAAAGAAUUUUUUAUUUUGAUUAGAAUCAGUAUUUGCUAGUGCUGAAUGAUACUUAUAUAGUUUUGAAACAUUUUUCCUAGUAUUGUGUCACAAGAGAUUUUGUUAGUGCUGUAAGGAUAUCCUUUUAGAGAAAUGAGUUUAUUCUAAUUACUGUUAUAGCCCCCAUUCUUUACUCCACCUCCCUAAAGUUGUUGCUGCUAUUUUCAAGUGCUUUGAGAAUAAACACGUAAAGAAUUAAGUGUGGCGAGAUGGUUUUUUUAGUAGCAGUUUUAGUCCAGGUACAAAAAGCAUUUAUAUGUUGUUCUUCUGAAAUAGGUGGAGUGGACAGAGAAAACAUUGGAAGGGAGAGGAAAAAGUAUUCAGUGAAGAAUGAAAAGAAAGAGUGAAGAUAGUCCAAGUCCCAAGAGACAGCGUCUUUCUCAUUCAGUGUUUGACUAUACAGCAGCAUCACCAGCCCCAUCACCACCAAUGCGACCAUGGGAGAUGACAUCAAAUAGGCAGCCUCCUUCAGCUCGACCAAGCCAACAUCACUUCUCAGGGGAACGCUGCAACACACCUGCACGCAACAGAAGGAGCCCUCCCGUUAGACGCCAGAGAGCAAGAAGAGAUCGAUUAUCUCGACAUAAUUCCAUUAGUCAAGAUGAGAACUACCAUCUCCCCUACGGACAACAAGCAAUAGAAGAACCCCGAGCCUUCCACCCUCCGAAUGUAUCUCCCCGUAUGUUGCACCCAGCUGCUCAUCCACCACAGCAAAACGCAGUGAUGGUUGACAUUCAUGAACAGAUCCACCAGGGCACAGUCCCUGUUUCAUACACGGUGACCACGGUGGCACCACAUGGGAUUCCACUUUGCACAGGUCAGCACAUACCAGCUUGCAACACACAGCAGGUCCCUGGGUGUUCCGUGGUUUUCAGUGGACAGCAUCUUCCUGUCUGCAGUGUGCCUCCCCCAAUGCUUCAGGCAUGUUCUGUUCAACACUUACCAGUUCCAUACGCGGCAUUCCCACCUCUCAUUUCUAGUGAUCCGUUUCUUUUGCAUCCUCCACACCUCUCCCCACAUCAUGCUCCACACCUGCCACCUCCAGGCCAGUUCGUUCCCUUUCAGACACAACAGUCUCGGUCGCCUCUUCAAAGGAUAGAGAAUGAAGUAGAGUUGCUUGGAGACCAUCUUCCUGUAGGAGGUUUCACCUAUCCGCCUUCAGCCCACCCACCAACAUUGCCUCCCUCAGCCCCACUGCAGUUCUUAACGCAUGACCCUUUGCACCAAGAGGUGUCCUUUGGAAUACCUUACCCGCCUUUCAUGCCUCGAAGACUCACAGGACGCAGCAGAUAUCGAUCUCAACAGCCAAUACCGCCACCUCCUUACCAUCCCAGCCUAUUGCCAUAUGUGCUAUCAAUGCUUCCAGUGCCACCCGCAGUUGGCCCAGCCUUCAGUUUUGAGCUGGAUGUAGAAGACGGCGAGGUGGAAAACUAUGAGGCACUGCUGAACUUGGCCGAAAGACUGGGAGAGGCCAAACCGAGAGGACUGACAAAAGCAGAUAUUGAACAACUUCCAUCUUACAGAUUCAACCCAAAUAACCAUCAGUCAGAACAGACUCUGUGUGUGGUGUGCAUGUGUGACUUUGAAUCAAGGCAACUACUUAGAGUUUUACCAUGUAACCAUGAGUUCCAUGCCAAGUGUGUCGAUAAAUGGCUUAAGGCAAAUCGUACUUGCCCCAUCUGCAGAGCUGAUGCUUCGGAAGUCCACCGUGACUCAGAAUGACCAGUCUAAGAGCACAAUUCUACUUUGGGUGUUCCUAGUCACAUGUGUAUAUAUAUAUAUGAACUCUCCAUUGAACUUAACCCGUGUGGCUUCCAGCCUUCCCUUUACACAAAAGGGUCAAUGGACCUUUCUUUGCACUGUGUGAUUUAAUCAACUAUAAAGCUUAUAAUUAGUCUUCACAAUUAUGGGAUUGUUAUACUAACUGUGUGAUUGGAACUCCAAAGACUUUUUUUUUCUUUUAGCUUAAUUUCGUGUGUGCACUAACAUUCCCUGGUUUUUGUGUGAUCAUUCCGAGUGUUGCUGCGAGAUUACAGUGGAACGUGAUCUUCUAGCAUGUGCUUUUAUAUUAAAAAAAAAAGUGGUAGCUCCAAACAAUAUAGCAAUCUACCUUAUAUAGAGCCUUCAGAUACUGUGAGUGGGAAUAAACGGUGCGGGUGGGUGCGUUGAUCGCAGGGUGUUUGUGUGUAUGUGGGCGAGCAAGUGUUUGGGCGGUAGUGUGUGAGAGGACUUAUAUACCAGCAUGUACUGAGGAUGUAUGUGUGUAGUAUUAAUUAUGCUGCAAUGUAUAAUCUUGUGUGUUAUUUAAACAGUACUAGUACUGUACACUGGUUUCUUUCCUUGCGUUUGCAGUUGCACACUGAAUGCUAUAAGGGUGCAGCAGUUAUAGACAUUUGAUAUUUCAUCCCCGCCCCCUUCCAAUUGUAUUUAAUAGUACAAAAAGGCCUUUUUGCUUUUAUUCAGACAACAAUUAUGCUUCCCUUUAAUUGGAGAUCCUUUGUCUGUCAUUAUACAGCAUAUUGCUUCCUCAGUUACUACGAAUAACAAAUUAGCCUUUUUCUUUUUCUUUUUUUAAGGCUACGAGAAUUUUCCAAGUUUUUUUUAGAUAUGCAGCUCACUGCUAAAUUUAUAAUGCGUUGCAGCAUUGCACAGCCAGGUAGCAAUAUUAAAAAUUUCUCAACUGGUGAUUGAAAGUUGAUGCUGUCCUCUCUUAAUUUUCUAAAAACUCUUCCAAGUCAACAUUGGUUCUUUUUCUGUUCACUUUCAAAACUGGAUUUUUUAUUUGAGAUACUAAGAUAUCAUUUUGUUCAUUUUCCAGUUUUGUCCAUAGAUACAGAAAUGGAGAGGAUGUUGGAGUCUUGUGCAAAUGCUUCAUGUAUUGUUGGCAAUAUACUUGCUUAAAUCCCAGUUUAGCUUACAAACACUGGCACUAAGUUACAUUCCUUGCCAUACGCAAGCAAACAUGUACAAUUAAAAUAACUUUAAAGGUAUCCAUCUCUCUCUUUUUUCUUUUUAAAAGCCUCAGUCUCAUGAACAAAAUGAAAUCCUUAGCACUUUCUUCAAGACAGUACAAUCGUACCUUGGAUCUCAAAUGCCUUGCGACUCAAACGUUUUGGCUCCCGAAUGCCAUAAACACGGAAGUGAGUGUUCUGGUUUGUGAAUGUUCUUUGGAAGCCAAACGUCCAACGCAGCUUCCACAGCUUCCGAUUGGUUGCAGGAAGCUCCUGCAGCCAAUCGGAAGCCGCGCUUUGAUUGUCAAAUGUUUUCGGAAGUCAAAUGGACUUCCGAAACAGAUUCUGUUUGACAACCAAGGUACAACUGUAUAUGAUUUUUACCCCCCCCUAGCCAUGGUACCGUGUUCAUAUUUUACUGCCUGGCAAAAAAUGUCACAGGAUACAAUUUCUUGCUUGCUACAUUUACUUGGUGGCAGGCUGCUGUGUGGCGUUGAGACAUCCUCAGUGUCCUAUAGUAGUAUGAGGAAUAUUCAUGUUCAAUAAUGGGCUGAUACACAAAAUCAAGGAAACAAACAAACAAAAUGCUGUGAAUUUGGAGUUGACCUCCUUUCAACUGCCUUCUGAAUAAUUUUGUAUUGGGGGAAAAUUGGCUUUGCUUAACAUUUAUUUCAGACUUGGCAUUUUUAAACUUUCUUUUUCAAUACACAACAUGGCUACCGUAGUUCUCCCAAGAGCUGCACAUUUCUUUGUGGAUCCUUUGCGUUUCUCUUGCAUUCUGUGUGCCAUAGUUUGUGGUCGCAACAGCACAAGCGCCACAGCUAGCAAUAUUGCUGCAACCUGCUGCCAGUUGGCUUUUGUUUGUGCCCUUUUUGAUGCUUUUGUUUUUGUAUGCUGCUAUGUGUUAAGUCUGUUAAGUCCAGGAACGGUGUUGGUUGUAAAUCACCCUUCUUUCCGAAGGCUCUGCUGACCAAUCGCAGCUUGUGGUUUUGCAAAACUAAAAGCACAAUCCCCUCCACUUUGUUUCAGAUACUGUACUGUUUGCCUCGGUUUAGUAGCUAGGCACCUUAGUCUGUCCAUAGUGUCAAGAAAUCAAUGUUAACGAAGCAAAUGGAACAGUUUGACAUACUGUGUAUGACAGCUUUACAAUUAUUAGUUUCCCCCUCAGUGUGUGCUAUGAGGAAUCGCCGGAACAUGUCAGAAAGGUUAAAUUGCACAUAGUAAACUUUAUUUUUUUAAGCAAACAAAAAUCAUGGGUUGGGAGGUUGGGGACAAGCAUUGCCACACAUGUUUUACAAUACUUUGGGGUCUUUUUUUAUAUUGCUGGACAAAAAAGAUUUUUACCUGUACAAAUCGAAUCAUAACACUACCCCACUCUGUGUCCACGGUCAAAGCAUAGAAAUAAGGCACUUUCUCUGUAACAGACUAACAAGGCACAUAAACACUAAUUCUGAGAAGGGGGGACUUGGGCGCUGAAUCUGGAUCAAUAUUCCAGUGGGGCAUCUUGUCCCUUGAUUCCCAGUUUCAUUUGAGCGAGGCUGUUGGCGAAGGGAUAGGGCUGCAGUAGGGACUACUCUUGUAGUAUACUGAACUUAAUUAUUGCACUCCUGUGGCUGAUCUCUUCUUUGAAUGACUUUUGUUUGCAUGGGACUCUUGCAGAUGUGUGCAGAUAUGCUUCCUGUGGUUAAGUGUCUGUAAGACACACAUAUGCAUGUGUUCUCAACCAGCUCUGGCCGGCUGCAGGGGAGUUCUUAACCCAUUGCUCCCGGCAGAAGAGAAGAGGAUUCAUGCUCAGCCGUUAACUGCCAUGCAUAACGCACCAUUUGUGUGUGUCUAAUUCCACAGCCCUCAGUGGUGCCUGACAGCACCGAAUUAUUUUGGGUAGCCUCUGUCCCCUUAUCCCUACCUCUCCCACUAAAGGAAGAAAAGAAAAGUUGGCUUUAUCAUGUUGGCACUGCUGGGGUUUUAUUUGCAUGAAUUGUCAACUUAAUUUAACCUUCUGUCUUUUUAAAAACAAUAAAAAAAAUGGGUAUAAAGGCCUUAUGGAUCUCUCUAAGGUCUCACUUUGUGGCUUUCUUUACAGAUUUAUUUUGUGUAAAGUAAUUUCUUUUGUAUAGAGUUUUGUACAGUCUCCAGAAUGUGAUAUUUGUCGCCGCUGUUAACAUUUACACCUCUUGUAAUAUUUGGGAUUUACCAACUCCUUUUAUUUUGCUUUCCAAAAAAACACCUUGCAAUCUUGGUUACUAUUAAAUGGCCUGAGAGAGCUGUGGAUCUCUCACCUUCUCUCCCUUCUUUGGUACCUUCAGUUACCUCAUUUUGCUAUUUUGUGUUGCAAACCUGCUAAUGAUUAUGAAAGCUUAUGGGUUUUGUUAGAAUCAUAUUUGUCAAGUGUUUUCUUCAAAAAAAUCAUACUCCAUUGUAUCAUUUAACAUGUAGUUUUAAAUGUAUUAUAAAUAUCUGUAACCAAAUCAUUUGAAGGCUUGAUAAAUUUUUAACAAAAUUUGUACAUUUUUUAUGAGAGUUACUAGUAAUGCUUUACUAAGUAGUGCAAUGAAUUUUUAUUUUUAAUCCCUGUGCCCAAUUUUGGAGUUGAGAGGGUUGUUCAGUAAUAAAUGUAUGAUGUACACUUAUACAACUUUGUGUUGCUUCUUCUCACUCAAGUACCGUGUUGGUUCUCUGUAGCUACUGGUCAUGGUUUAAGCACAGAAUAUGAAAUUCUGUUAAAUUACAUGAUUCCAAAUGGAAGCAGGUAUGGAAACCCCAUUAACAUUUGCCUCUGAUUUAUAAAUUACAUAUCAGGGGAAACAUUAACACAAACUUUUAAAAGUCCCAGUUAAGAUGGGGCUACCCAAAUUGUACACAGUAUUUGAAAGGCAGCCACACCAUAUUUUUUUACAGAGGCAUGAUACCAGCUGUUUAUUUUUUUCAUUGCUUUCCUUAUUCCAAACACUGAAUUUGCCAUUCAUUGCCACAGCACACUGAGACCAUGUUUUCAUUGUGCUUUGCACUGAAAAUGGUCAAAGUAGAAAGCAUAGAAAAAGAAAGAAAUAAAAAAAAUCUCGUCCAGUAGUAAGCUAGAACAUGAGAAGUUAUAUUUUUUGCUGGUGUGUGUUUGCUGCACGUAGAAAGCCUAUCUGGUUGGCACUUCAAAGUACAAAGUACAGUUCAGACUUAUUGCACCUCACCCUGAUAUAACAGGUAGAAUGGCUUUAGCCAGUGUGAAAUAUCUGCUGGGGGCAGAAGCAGAGAUACCAUCUCACUGUAUCGGGCAAUGAUUCUGAAUGAAGAAAACCUCUACAGUAUAUAUGGCCGAGAAGUAUUGCCAAUAGUGUAUGUGGUUAAUGUGUACAGGGAUACACUUAGGUUUUGUGUGUCAUGCUACUGCCCUUACAUUUAGGGUUGUAAUUGUGUUCUCAAAAAGCAACCUUGAGUUGCAUGUGCUUGAACAUGUACAGAGCUGGGUUUCAAUGUUUUAAAAUCUUUGCUCCUUGGAGAAUGGGCAGGGUGCUCAGAGUCAGGGUGUUCUCUUAACAUUCUUCCCUGUCUGCGUGCCCAGGGCCUUUUGGCAAAGGGAAGCCUCUCUCAACAAUCCUUUCACCAUCCGCUCUAGCUUUCCUACAUUAUCACACGGUGUGAAGGGACUGAAUCUUGCUGGCCUCAUUUCAAUGUGGGUCUGGCCAAUCCCCACUGCAAGAUCUUGGGAAGCUAGCCAUAUCCUUAAACCCAGAGGGCAAGGAUCAAGUAUGGUUUCCUUUUUCAAAAAGCACUAAAAGUAGAAAUUGUAGAAAGAUGUCGACAGGUUUUUCUGAGCACUUGGGGUCAAAAGAAAGUAGUUUGAAACAACCGUUUGUUGAGGCAUUUCAUUCCGAAUCUACUAGACAGAGCCAAAUAGAGGAUGACAGGUGGGUGUCCUGCCCUUCUAACAUAAAUCCUGGCUAUGUCCAUGCUUUCACUCUACAAUGCUAUGAUCCAGCUGGUGG